Messenger RNA from Paramecium pentaurelia, 1555 nucleotides. The record is from the annotation of a GenBank genome assembly. Lineage: Eukaryota; Ciliophora; Oligohymenophorea; Peniculida; Parameciidae.
AUGAUUUUGUCACUACUCUGUUUUAUUGGAUUUGUAGCAGGAGCCCCAGCUGAAGAUUUAGUUGAUGGAUCUACAUGGGCUAAGUUCAAAAUCCCAUAUUCAGGAAAAAUGUAAGGAAUAAAACUUAAUUCUUAGGUAUUCUGGGUAUUUGCCAAUCGAUGACGCUGGUAAAAAGCAAUUCCAUUAUUUUGCUUUUCCAGCUUUUAGUUUAGCUGGACCAUUAUAGGCUACAUUUCCACUUGUAUUGUGGUUAAAUGGAGGUCCUGGAUGCUCAUCUCUAUAUGGAGCCAUGGUGGAAAAUGGACCAUUUACAGUAGAAUUGGGUACAAAUAAUUUCAAAUAAAAUCUAUUCACUUGGUUAAAUUUUGUAAGAAUGAAUGUAUAUUUUGAAAGGCCAAUAUGUUUUAUUUGGAAAGUCCAGCAGGAGUAGGAUUUUCUUUUGGAAAUACAACAACAGAUGACAAGAGCACAGCAAAAGAUAAUUUAAAGGCAGUGCUUGAAUUCUUUAAGAAAUUCCCAGAAUACAAAAGCAUUGACUUUUAUAUUGCUGGAGAAAGUUGGGCUGGAAUAUAUAUACCAACAUUAGCAAAUGAGAUUAUUGAUUAUAAUGCAAAAGCAGCAGCUGGUGAUAAGAUAAGAUUAAAGGGUUUGAUGAUUGGUAAUGGAUGUACUGAUCCAACAGAAUGCACAGAUUUAGGAUUCAAUUUCCCUAUUCAUUUUUACAAGUUCCUUCAUAAUCAUGGAUUCAUUAGUGAAAAAUUAAAUGAUAAGAUCGUAGCAAUGACAAGUAAAUGUCAUAUGAAAUCAAAUCCAGAAUGCAUGGAAAUCUAUGGAGAAGUAAUGGAAUAAAUUAAUGGAGAUGAGUAAUAUUAUUCAAGUUAUAAUUAUAGUGACUUCUAUUUUAAUCCAUAUAAUGUAUAUGGAAAAUGCUAUCAAUUACCAUUUUAUAAUGAAAAGGGACAAAUGGUGAAAGAGAAGAGAUUCAAAUUACAUCCAAUGAAAGAAGGAGUAGUUGGAUAGGUCAAUGAAUGUUCUGAAUCAGAAGCCUUAUUCCUCUAUCUCAAUAAUGCUGCUUUUAGAAAGGUUUUUUUAUCCAUAUAUAUAUAUUCUAGGCUUUACAUAUAAGAGAUGAUGCAGGAUAUUGGAAUGAUUGCUCUUAUAUUGAUUAUAAGAAGGAUCCAGGAGCCACUUAUUAUUUAUAUCCAAAACUACUCAAGAAUGGAAUUAGGAUCUUGAAAUUCAGUGGAGACGUUGAUGCAAUAGUACCAAUCACUGGUACUUUGUAUUGGAUUGAUAAAUUGUAGAAGGAAUUAAGUCUAUAAUAAUUGUUAUAUUAUAGAUUUACCAACUAUUGAAGAAUGGAGACCUUGGUAUAAACCAGGAGAAAAAGGAUCAGAACAAUAAAAUGCUGGUAAUGUAUGGGAAAUCGAUGGCUUAACCUUUGUUUCUGUAAGAAAUGCUGGACACAUGGUUCCAAUGGAUCAACCUGAAGCUGCUAGCAUAAUGGCUAGUCAUUUCAUAUUUGAGAUGCCUUUACCAUCUGAUAUACUGUGAU